Rhagoletis pomonella (apple maggot) is the source of this 4353-nucleotide messenger RNA. RefSeq lists its product as uncharacterized. NCBI's taxonomy places the organism in Eukaryota, Metazoa, Arthropoda, Insecta, Diptera, Tephritidae. Gene Ontology annotation, biological process: lipid transport. Gene Ontology annotation, molecular function: lipid carrier activity. The transcript has 14 exons. The record is from RefSeq and is a predicted model, not a curated record. Bases 596 to 3871 code for a protein of 1091 amino acids.
AACGCUUUAGUACGUGUUUUGAACGCGUCGCGUACGAAACUAAUAAAAAGGAAAAGCAAUAUUUGCAAAGAAAGGAUAUUGGAAAUUUUAUUUUCAAAUCCGACAGCUUCGAGUUUUCCGGUCUACGUUAGUGUGCGUGUGUGCGGGUGAAAGUUUUCGAAUUGAAAAUAAAGAAAAAUAAAACGGUUAUGAAUUUAGUGAUUCCAGUCAGGUUUAAAUACUUUAAGAAUAAAUAAAGUUUAAAAUCGAGAUGUUUAAAAUUUACGUUUAUAUGAAUAUAUAGCGAAUAUACAUACAUACAUAUGUACAUAAAUAUUUCAAAUAUAUGUGUGUGUGAUAAAUAAAACAUAAGUACUUGCAAACGCUGUUAUCAGUUUCAAAAAAGUUGUGCUUAUAUUUCGUUCGUGUGUGUUUAAAUAAAAAUUGAAUGAAUCGCAUGAAUGUGUGAACCACCAAUGAAUUGCGCGCAGACUAAAUGUAAUCCGCAAAAAAAAAUUAUAUUUUAACCUAAAAAAGUGAAAUAAAAUAAGCCAACAUCGAAAGUGCUUUGGAAGGAUUUGAGAAAUAAGAAAAAUUUUCAAUUAAUCCAAAAAAAAUGCUAAGCAAAAAAUUUGCCAGAAUGCCGGGCAACAAGUGCUCGAUUUUAUUGUUCGUAUUGUUGUUGGCUGUUCUCAGUGCGAGUGUGGGCGCAUUUCAUAUCAUCGCUUUGAAUCGCCAAUACGAAUAUGAGUAUGUCGGUACGGUGGCAGUUGGUGCAAAGGCACCACAAGAAGAUGAACAUCCGGCUCCGCCAACUUCCGGUUGGAUUGUGCGCGGCAAGUUGACGUUACAACGACAAACGGCCAACGUUUUAGCCGCAGCGCUUGUCAUCGAUGAUAUAACACUAAAUAAUUCCGGUGAGAAAUUCCUGCAGAAUAAGGAAAUGUAUCCACCCUACAAACCCUUCAAAAUCGUACUCACAAAGGACGGCACCGUCUCACAUCUCUUCUUCAAAGAAGCAGAUCCUAUUUGGUCGACGAAUUUCAAACGUGCCAUUGCAUCUAUACUUCAAUUUCAAGUUGAAUCUACCGGCGCUUUCGUCGUAGAUGAGAUCGGCAUACAUGGCAAAUGUUCGACAGAGUAUUUCGUCUCGAACAAAACCAAUUACAUUUCCAUACGCAAAACACCGGAAUUGAAGAAUUGCACACCCUUUUCGGAAGCCAUACACGUGACACGCAGCAAUGUGCCCUCGAAUACGUGUGAAUUCGACUUUCAAAAGAAUGUCAUCAUCGGCAACGAAGCCAUUUAUGGCAUGUUACCACACCCAGUGACUGGCUACUUCCUCAGCAUGGCUCAUGUGAAGGGCACAACUUUGAUACACACAUUUGAGUCGACGGGCGAGGCGCAAUUUAUCAACUCGGAACUCUUACUCAAUUUCUUGAAUGAGACCUCUCUGGACAAUCCCAUCGAUAUUGAGACUUCCAUGUGCUCUGAGAUAUCGGGCCUUGAGCUAUUACCCAUCGAUAUUAACGAUCCGACAGGUGGUCGCAAUCCGCAGCUGCAAGAGUCAUUAAUGACAGCCGCAUCCAGCAUGUUGAACAGCCUUGCAGAGGGUCUGGAAAAUUCUGAGCUACAAUUUGGCGAACCUUAUGACACGGCGGUUUCUGAUUUGAUAAAAGUGCUCUCCGAAAUGGAUUACGAUUCGGUGAAAAAACUUUAUAGAGAUGUGGAUAUAGGAACUUCGUACCGGCAAGAGACUAUAAGGAAUAUUUUUCACGAGAUUAUACCGCGUAUCGGCACUAAAGCGUCUGUAUUUUUAACGCGAGAUUUGGUGCUGGAGAAAGAUCUUAAGUCUACGAUUGCAGUGCAACUUUUAAUUUCAAUACCCUUCCAUAUAUUCGAGCUGUCACUGGAAUUGGUGAAAGAAUGCGAGGUCUUUUUGACAUUGGGCCCUGAUCGCCCAGACGUGCACCAAGCGGCAAUUUUGAGUUUCUCCACAUUGGUACACAACGUUUUCAUGGCUGGCCGCAUUAAUAAGGACGUUUUUGAGGAAUAUGUACAAAAAUACUUUAAUCUCUAUUUGAAUAGUCGUGACUAUGAACUAAAAAUGCUGUACCUACAAGGCCUAAGCAAUCUGCAGGUGGGCAACGUAGCCAACUACCUGGAUCCCAUUGUUAGUGAUCCGAAUGAAAAUGAGGAUAUCAAAUUCUUGGCUGCUUGGGCGACCCUCUCGCUAGCCACCGAACGCGCAGAACGGAUCUAUGAAAUAUAUUGGCCCAUCUUUGAAUCACGCAAUGCCAGCUUGGAACUGCGUGUCACUGCUGUUACUCUUCUACUUAUUUCAAAUCCGACAGCAGCACGUCUUAUCAGUAUUCAUCGCAUCAUACAAAGUGAAACAGAUCCGCAUAUGAUUAACUAUUAUCGCACCACCAUUACGAGUAUAUCCGAGACGACUUAUCCUUGUUAUCAACAUCUCCGCCGUCUGCUCUCGUAUAUGCAUAGACAUUUACCACAAAAGCCCGAAUCUCGUUACUGGGUCACCGGAAAUUAUAUUUUCGAUUAUCGUGAUUCGAAAUUCGGUAUUGGCGCUAUGUUGCAAGUAUUUUUGGUAGGUGACUCGAAAUCAGACUUGCCAGUGGUUGCUUAUUUCAAGUUCGAUACAGAAGCUUUGGGCAAAUUUACCGGGCAAUUGGCGCUCUAUAUCAAGGCACGCGGUCUACCCGAUGCCAUAUUCCACAAAUUUUUGAAGAAUACCGCAACGCCCUUAAAAUUCGAACACAUUAAGGAAUUAUUGCACGCCCUGAAGGCGCCAAUUAUUGAAUCCAAACCGCUGCAUCUUGAAUUUAUCCUACAAAUGGAGGGUAAAACAGUUUUAUCGUAUUACCUGAAUCAGAAAACUUUUCAAAAACUAACCUACUCCGAUCUUAUCAAUCGCGUCAGUUAUAUCAUACGCGCUGAUAGUCACAUCAAUAUGCAAACCAUUCGCUGGCCCUUCAUGACCAAAUAUUCGGUACCCACAGUUUUGGGCACCGCUUCCGAUGUGCUACUCCAAACCACUGUACUCACUUCACUGCGUGGCAACAUUACACAACAUCGCACCAAUGAUGUCAUGAAAUCAGCGCUGGAGAUUGAUGCCCGUUACUCGUCGUACGCAUCGUGUCGCAGUCGUAGCUACAAUCCAUUCUUGAACUUGGAUCAUGAAAUCAAUCGUGAACAGGGCUUCCUUAUCUAUGUGCCGUUCAAUACUGAUCUAAAUAUGAAUAUUACUAGCAAAUGUUUGCGUUAUUCCUUCCAUCGUCCGGAGAAUAUGACAAGUGGACUUUCAUUUAAAUCGCGUUCGAUUACUUCGACGCGUGGACAGAUAACAAAAGCUACCCAGCCUUUUGAUGAAGUCUUGUAUCCCGAAAGGCUUGUGGAUGUGUUCCAGCUGUUCAGAUACGAUACAGACGAUUUGGGCAUUUCAGUGUCCAUUAAAACAAAUCUAAACGAAUUGAAUAAGUACCGCGGCAUGCUGCUCAAGUCAGAGUUUAUGGAAAACGGUUUCUCACGCAAUAUGGUCAUAAACUUUAUAAUGUAUGUUUUUGGUGUUGCACAAUUGAGUUCGAUACAUCUUGGACAUGACCGAAACUUUACGAUGCUUGUGCAGAAUGAAAAACCAACGAAGAUCGAUGGCUCGAUUUGUAAACAAGAUCUAAUAAACACGGCCGAUAAAAUUGGACAGCAGCUCAGCUUUACCAUGGAGCAUUCGAGUAAUUUAGACGUCUCGGAAGCUCUGCACAGCUGGAACGUUACAAUGGAUAUUUACUCCUCAACUAAGAAUAACUGGUUUAAUGUAAUUGGCACUUUGGAACGCACAUCGAAAGUCGACACUCGCGACUGGAGGGUAUGUUAAAAGAGAAAACCGAAGGGCUAAAUGAAAAAAUUUCGCAUAAUAAAAAAAAAAACUCGAUGUGUGGGUUCACUCCUGUUUGGUUAUCUCCGUAGUGAAAUGGGUAUCUGGUUAUAUUUUUUAUUCAAUUUAGAAUAAAAUACACUAGGGGUAUUCAUAUAACGUAAUAAACUGCCGAUAAACGUGAAAAAAUUAUAAGAUCCAUACAAAUUCAUAGUUUCAUCACGUUUAUCGGCAGUUGGUGACGUUAGAUUAAUACCCCUACUAUAGAAUAAUAAUUUUUAACCAGAUAACUAUACAAGUGUAGACUAUAGGGUGGCUCGAAAAUACAUGGGACGAAAAAAAAAUAAAAUGUUAAGCUUUCAGUGCCAGGAAUUUUUCUACAUCGCGUGUAUUUUAUAUGGUAUAGAAUUCUUGAAAAUUAAGAGCUUCCGAUCGAUAAAUAUUGGUUUUCUACGAAACACUUUAUUAGCUUUGACGCAUCC